AUGUCGUCUCCGGCACAAAGACGAUCGACGCGCUCGUCGGCUAACAACACGCCUCAGCGCCGCUCACAACGCAACUCCCAAGUCCCCCCCAGCGAUCCCCCCCUUCCACACGCAGACGCAGACCAGGAUCCUGCGAACUCGCGAUCACAAAGUCAAGCACAACAGGCAGGCGGUACGCCACGGGCAAGUCAGCAGAGUAACAGCCAGAGCCAGGCGCCUCCUACAAGCAGUCCGCUGUUCUUGAGGAGUUCGCCAGCGGGCAGCCAGAGCCAAUCUCAGUCUCAAAGUCUUGGUGUCCCGGCGGGGGCAAGCAAUGGACUGGCGAGUAGCCCGCUGAGGCAGAGGACUGAUGCAACGCCUGGGGCGCUGAGCAGCGAGGGAGGCAGAACACCAAGGGCAGGAGGCGGCGUUGGUGGUAAGAAUUGCUUACUCUUCACUCGGGUGGUAAUGGUAGACUGAUGAUCAUCCAGAUUCCAGCCCAAUCCAUUAUGGCACGAGCUCUGAUGCUGCUGGACCGGCAAAUGGCCAUCGUGCUGAUCGAACAAGCUCCACUGGUCUGUUUGUACGCUCUGGAAUGUCAGGCGCACCUAGCGCAAGAGAUAGGAGACACGAUAUCAAUUCGGAUGUUCUGGAGAGCAGCGGUCGGCGACGACAAUUGUUCGUCGACGAAAAUGGAGUGCCCGUUCAGGACGUCUCCGACGCGGCAACGUUCUCGAAUCCCAACCCCGAUACCUCUGACGCGGCUGUCUUAGGAGGACGGUCGACAAGAUACAUCUGGGGCACAGAUGUCUCUAUCACGGACUCCUUCUCUGCCAUGAAGGAUUUCCUUUACAACUUUCAGAAGAAAUACCGCAUGAUCCAGGAUGGAGAAAUACGCGACAACGAAACACUUGCAAGCAACGAUCGAGGACUGGAGAAGGACUACAUGAAGAUGCUGGACACAAUGCUAGAACUUGGCACAAAGGCAUUCUAUUUGGACUGCAGAAAUCUCAAGGCCUAUCCCGGAACAAGGAAGCUGUGGCAUCAGCUGCAAUCGUUCCCCAGCGAAAUCGUGCCAGUUAUCGACACGGCUGUGAAGGAUACUAUGAUUGAGCUGGCUGAAAAGAAGAUGAGCGAGAGACGGUCACAGCAAUCACAACAGAGUCAGCAAGACCGGGCCAGGAAUUCGUCUUCUAUGCCGCCAAUGCCCAGCUCCGAUGUCGAUAACGUGGGUGCACAGACUCCGAGACAACAGCCGCCUCCUGCGACGCAAGAUGAACAUGAUCUCGUUGCCGAAGUUGAGCAGAGCGUGUACCGCUCACGCCCAUUCGGUCUUGAUAAGACGAUCAACUUGCGGGACCUUAAUCCUGGCGAUAUGGACCAGCUCGUCUCCAUCAAGGGGCUUGUCAUUCGCACGACGCCCAUCAUUCCCGACAUGAAGGACGCCUUCUUCCGAUGCUCUGUCUGCCAUCACACAGUCAAGGUUGACAUUGACCGUGGCAAGAUCGCAGAGCCUACUCACUGCCCUCGUGAAGUCUGCAAAUCCAGCAAUAGCAUGCAAAUUGUUCACAACCGCUCUGGCUUUGCGGAUAAACAAGUAAUCAAGUUGCAAGAAACCCCGGACGCGAUGCCUGACGGACAGACGCCACAUUCGGUCAGCUUGUGUGCAUACGACGAGCUCGUCGAUGUCUGCAAGGCGGGAGACCGCGUUGAAAUCACUGGUAUUUUCAAGUGCAAUCAGGUGCGCGUCAAUCCCAGACAGCGGACUGUGAAGAACAUUUUCAAGACGUACGUAGACUGUCUGCACGUGCAAAAGGUAGAUAAGCGAAGAAUGGGCAUCGACCCAUCGACAAUCGAAGAAGAAUUGUCUGAGCAGGCUGCCGGAAGCAUGGAAGAGAAGCGCAAAGUCAGCGAGGAAGAAGAGGCCAAGAUCCAAGAGACUGCCGCGCGAUCCGACGUGUACGAGUUGCUGUCGCGAUCUUUGGCACCCUCUAUCUACGAGCUAGAAGACGUCAAGAAAGGCAUCCUGCUGCAGCUCUUCGGAGGCACAAACAAGAGCUUCGAGAAGGGUGGCUCACCCAAAUACCGCGGCGACAUCAAUGUGCUGCUCUGCGGUGAUCCAUCGACUGCCAAGUCGAAGAUGUUGGAAUACGUUCACAAGAUCGCACCGCGCGGUGUCUAUACAUCUGGCAAAGGCUCAUCUGCUGUCGGUCUGACGGCGUAUGUCACUCGUGAUCCAGAGACACGCAGUCUGGUUCUCGAAUCUGGCGCUUUGGUUUUGAGCGACGGCGGUGUCUGCUGCAUUGAUGAGUUCGACAAGAUGUCCGACUCUACUCGGUCAGUCCUGCACGAGGUCAUGGAGCAGCAGACGGUGUCCAUUGCCAAGGCGGGCAUCAUCACCACACUGAAUGCAAGGACAAGUAUCCUCGCCUCUGCCAAUCCUAUUGGCAGCAAGUACAACGUCAACUUGCCCGUGCCGCAGAACAUCGACCUGCCACCCACGCUACUGUCAAGAUUCGAUCUGGUGUACCUUGUACUGGACCGGAUUGAGGAGAGCGCUGAUCGAAAGCUGGCGAGGCAUUUGGUUGGUAUGUAUCUCGAGGAUGCGCCGGAUAACGCCGCGAGAGAGGAGAUUCUUGUAAGUCCAAUGUGAUCGCACAUUUGGAUAGCUAUGCUAACCUCGUGGCAGCCCGUUGACUUCUUGACCUCCUACAUCUCCUACGCCCGCGCCAACGUGCACCCAGUCAUCACUCCGGCUGCCGGCGAUGCUCUCGUGCGCUCCUACGUAGCCAUGCGCAAACUCGGUGAAGACAUCCGGGCCGCAGAACGCCGCAUCACUGCCACCACGCGUCAGCUUGAAAGUAUGAUCCGUCUCUCUGAAGCACACGCCAAAAUGCGUCUUUCGCUUACCGUGGAGGAAUCUGAUGUCGAAGAAGCCGUGCGUCUGAUUCAAUCGGCUCUCAAGCAAGCCGCUACGGAUGCCCGUACCGGUCUCAUCGACAUGGGUCUCCUCACAGAGGGCACUUCCGCGAGCGAGAGGAAGCGCAAGGAAGAUUUGAAGAAUGGUGUUUUGAGUGUGCUUGAUGAGAUGCUGAGGGGUGGAGCGCAGAGUGUCAGGUAUGGAGAUGUUGUGAGGACGAUGAGUGAGCAAAGCUCUGUCCCUGUGGCGGGACAAGAGUUUACGGACGCCGUGAGAUCUUUGGAACAGGAGGCCAAGGUGCAGGUUGUUGGAGAGGGACCAAGGAGGAGUAUUAGGCGGGUGACUGGAGUUGCUUGA
Molecule: messenger RNA, 3256 nt
Organism: Lecanosticta acicola
Lineage: Eukaryota; Fungi; Ascomycota; Dothideomycetes; Mycosphaerellales; Mycosphaerellaceae
Source: the annotation of a GenBank genome assembly